Messenger RNA from Durusdinium trenchii, 921 nucleotides. NCBI's taxonomy places the organism in Eukaryota, Dinophyceae, Suessiales, Symbiodiniaceae. The record is from the annotation of a GenBank genome assembly.
AUGCUUUGUCCUCCUUCCACCGUGCAGUUGCUGCUCCUAGAUUUCUGGCCGCCAGAUGUGAAGCUCAUCUCUGCAUGUGCUGAGAAUCACUGUGAAGAAGUUGAAGCCCUACUGCAGAAGCCCGUUUCUCCAGACGUCCCAAACCAUGACGGCUGGACAGCGCUCCAUAUGGCGGCUUGGGAAGGCCACUUGCAGUGUGUGAGUUUGCUGCUCGAAGCAGGGGCGAAGCAAGACCAAGAAGAUCCCUUCGGCUCAACGGCUUUGUAUUGGGCAGCUGAGAAUGGUGAUCCCAAAGUGGUAGAGUUGUUGCUUGCUGCUGGAGCCGACCAAGACAAAGCUGCGAAUGAUGGGACUACAGCCUUGCACAUUGCAAGCGCCAUUGGCCAUCCGCAAGUGGUAGAGUUGUUGCUGGUGGCCAGGGCUGACAAAGACACGGCAGCGCUUGAUGGAACCACAGCUUUACACAUUGCAGCUGGCAACGGCCACACCAAAGUCGUGCAGUUGUUGCUGAAUGCUGGGGCUGACAAGGACAUGCCUAGAGCAGAUGGGGAUGGAACCACCGCUUUGCAUCGAGCCGCGGGGAUGGGCCAUCCCGAGUUGGUGCAGUUGCUGCUGGCCGCUGCCGCUGAUGUUGAGAAGAAGGCCUUCGGAGGCGGAGGCAGUGCCCUGCACUUCGCUGCUGGAAAUGGCCGCAGCGAAGUGGUGCAGGUGUUGAUUCAGGCGAGCGCCCAAGGGAUCACAGAGUUGACCAGAGAUCCUCGAAUUGCGUUGGACCUGGCGGCCAUGUUUGGGCAACUGGAGACGGUGCAGCUCUUGCUGCAGGCCUACAGGGACCACUUCAGUUUCGGCGACCUCUGGAGCGCCUACGCAUCGGCCGAGCGGAACGGACACCGGGAUGUCAUGCGCGUCCUCUUGGCAUGA